Messenger RNA from Torulaspora globosa, 1485 nucleotides. It is a transcript of the gene ARO9, whose product is annotated as aromatic-amino-acid:2-oxoglutarate transaminase. Bases 1 to 1485 code for a protein of 494 amino acids. Gene Ontology annotation, molecular function: pyridoxal phosphate binding; L-2-aminoadipate:2-oxoglutarate transaminase activity; aromatic-amino-acid:2-oxoglutarate transaminase activity. The record is from RefSeq and is a predicted model, not a curated record. Gene Ontology annotation, biological process: L-tyrosine biosynthetic process; aromatic amino acid catabolic process. The transcript has a single exon. Lineage: Eukaryota; Fungi; Ascomycota; Saccharomycetes; Saccharomycetales; Saccharomycetaceae.
AUGGACUACGACAGGUUGAAGGAGAGAUAUUCGAAAUUUCUGUCCAAACGAGAUGAACGACGGGAGUUGGUGUCGUUUUGGGACGGCGAUUUGCCAAGUAAGGAUCUAAUCUGUUUGGAGGCCGGGAUGCCCAACGAGAAAUUGUUCCCAAUUAAAGCCAUCGAUUUACAUUUGGUCGAUCAGCCGUUUGAUGACGGGGAUGGCGACAAGGUGUCGAUAACACGGUAUGAACAGCCUGCUGAGAUGCCGAUUGCCAGGGCGUUCCAGUACUCGGAGGUCAGGGGCAUGCUGCCGAUGGUCAGUUUCUGCAAGAGAAUCGUGGAAAUGACUAACCGGCCGGUUUACGAUAAUUGGGACGUUUUAUUGUCGAACGGGUCGAGCGACUCGAUGUUUAAGGUGUUCGAAACGUUGUGCGACGAGUCGAGCACGGUGCUGAUGGAGGAGUUUACCUUCUCGCCCGUAGUUUCGAACGUCACGUCUACAGGCGCCAGUUGCGUUCCGCUGAAGAUGCAUCUCACGACGGACCCGCGGGACCAGGGGAUUGAUGUCGAGUACAUGGAGCAGCUUCUGGACAAUUGGCACGAGCUCGAGGAGUACAAGCGGCUGAACAAGCCCAAGUUGCUCUACACUAUAGUCACGGGCCAGAACCCGACGGGGAUGACGCUUUCGAUGCAGAAAAGACAGCAGAUCUACCGAUUGGCGCAGAAACACGAUUUGAUCAUUGUAGAGGACGAUCCCUACGGAUAUCUCACCUUCCCACCGUACGAUCCGGAGAACCCGAUGAAGAACGUCUACACAGACACCGAAAACCCGAUGUCCAUCGACGAGUAUCUGCAGAAACGGCUGAUCAAGUCUUUUCUGACGCUGGACACGGACGCCAGGGUGAUUCGUCUGGAGACCUUCUCCAAGAUGUAUGCGCCGGGGCUGCGUCUCAGCUUCAUCGUGGCGAACAAGUUCAUCAUCGACAGGCUGCUGAAUCUCUCGGAGAUCACCACGAGGGCUCCAAGCGGUGCGUCGCAGGCAAUAGUGUACGCGACGGUCAAGGCAAUGGCGGCCCGCGAGACAGCGUACCAAGACGAACAAGACCGGAUGUUCUACGGCUGGAUCAGGUGGGCCAUGAAGCUCGCCGGAACCUACACACACCGUCGAAACGUUGCAUUCAAGGCUCUGUACGAGACCGAUGCGUACAAGAGCCAUCUUUUCUCCGUGCUCGAGCCCUCCGCCGGCAUGUUCAUCAACGUCAAGAUCAACUGGCCACACGCGCCCCCCGAUGACAUGAGGCGCUCGCUGGACCAGCUGGAUACGGUCUUGGUCAAGAACGGCGUCAAGGUUGUCCUCGGGUACAAGCUUGCGGUCGACCAGAGCUUCUCCAUCGACUCAAGUGGGUUUCUCAGAUUCACGGUCGCGUACGCAAGCCAUGACGAGCAACUGAUCGAGGGCUGCCACCGGAUCGGCAACGGCAUCCAGGAAUUCCUGGGCUAUUGA